GGCCCCAGAUUUCGGAGGUUGAUUAGAUGGUUCCGGAGGGGGUGGGUGGAUAGCGGACAGUAACUUCAGCACCCACCCGGUGGGAAACAGCGACAAGGCCAUUCAAGGGAAAAUCUUGUGGCCAAAAUGGCACACUAAUCAUACGGGUUGGAACUAAGGACUGACUGUCACCUUUCAGUUUUAACUGAGUUUUUAUUUUUUGUGACAUAUUUUGCCCCGUGAUUGUCAGGAGGAGGGUGAAGUCUCACAGCCGCCAUCUUUGGAAACUGACUAGGAGGGAAUAGAGAACUUUCAUUAUCUGACUGUUUUUGUUUUUUUUAUACCAAGAAAUCUUUAGUAUAUGUAUUUUUUUUCAAGACCUCGAAUGACCUGUUAUUCUGUACACACGUUAACACAAUUUUUAUUUUAUUUUUUACGGUGGACAACACACAAGGAGUCGGUAUCGUACAACCUGGAGGAAAAAAAGCACCAAUCUGUCGUUUUCUCUCCGGUUCUACCUGAACCUGGACUCUGAUCGGUGCCCAUGCUCCGGCCCCUCCACUCCAGCAGAUGAGUCGUCGACUGCUCUGGCGUAGACGCAGCCGCGCUCCAACGCCCAGAUAGUCCCCUGGUCCUGCCCCCCGUCCUGCCGGGAGACAGCAGACUACAUUACCCAGCAUGCCCUCCUCUGUGCGGGCGGGCAGCCUAAAGGACCCGGAGGUAGCCGAGCUGUUCUUCAAGGAAGACCCAGAGAAACUGUUCUCUGACCUCCGAGAGAUAGGACAUGGCAGCUUCGGAGCCGUCUACUUUGCGCGGGAUGUACGAUCUACAGAGGUGGUGGCCAUCAAGAAGAUGUCUUAUAGUGGAAAGCAGUCCAACGAGAAAUGGCAGGACAUCAUAAAAGAGGUGAAGUUUCUCCAGAGGAUUCAACAUCCCAACAGUAUAGAGUACAAGGGCUGCUACCUACGAGAACACACAGCAUGGUUAGUGAUGGAGUACUGUCUGGGUUCAGCCUCUGAUGUUCUAGAAGUUCAUAAAAAGCCUCUUCAGGAAAUGGAGAUCGCUGCCAUUACCCAUGGUGCUUUGCAGGGUUUGGCCUACCUUCACUCCCACAACAUGAUUCACAGAGACAUCAAAGCAGGUAACAUCCUACUGACGGAGCCAGGUCAGGUCAAGCUUGCUGACUUUGGCUCCGCCUCCAUCGCUUCCCCAGCCAACUCCUUCGUGGGGACGCCAUAUUGGAUGGCCCCAGAGGUGAUCUUGGCCAUGGACGAGGGCCAGUAUGACGGAAAGGUGGAUGUCUGGUCCCUUGGGAUCACCUGUGUCGAGCUAGCGGAGAGGAAGCCUCCUCUGUUUAAUAUGAACGCCAUGAGUGCCUUGUACCACAUAGCGCAGAAUGAGAGCCCUACACUGCAGUCCAGAGACUGGACGGAUUACUUUAGAAACUUUGUUGAUUCCUGCCUUCAGAAAAUCCCCCAGGAUAGACCCCACUCUGACCAUCUACUGAACCACGUGUUUGUCCAGCGGGAGCGUCCAGACUCCGUUCUGAUGGAUCUGAUCCUGAGGACCAAAGAGGCGGUCAGAGAGCUGGACAACCUACAGUACCGUAAGAUGAAGAAGAUCCUGUUUCAAGAAGCUCACAACGAACCACAGGCUGAGACACAGGACGGAGACGAGGAGGUGGAGCACGGUGCAGGUCGUACAGACACAGUGAACAGUGUGGGCAGUAACCAGUCCAUCCCCAGUAUGUCUAUCAGCUCCCAGAGCAGCUCAGUCAACAGUCUGAAUGAAGCAACACAGGACGACCGCAGUGAGCUGGACCUGAUGGAGGGAGACCACACGGUCAUGUCCAACAGCUCUGUCAUACACCUCAAACCAGAGGAAGAGGAGGGUUACCAUGAAGACCCAGAGGUGCGGGACCGUCCCACUGAGCCUCCUGAUGCCCAACCCCCCAGGAAACACUACAGAGAACGCAACAGAGAACACUUUGCUACCAUACGCACUGCCUCACUGGUGACUCGUGAGAUGCAGGAGCACGAGCAGGACAGUGAGCUGAGGGAGCAGAUGUCUGGCUAUAAGAGGAUGAGGCGGCAGCACCAGAAGCAUCUGAUGGGUCUGGAGAACAAGCUGAAGGCUGAGAUGGACGAGCAUCGGCUCCGUCUGGACAAAGAGCUGGAGAGCCAGAGGAACAUCUUCGCCCAGGAGAUGGAGAAACUGGUCAAGAGACAUCAGGCCGCUAUGGAGAAAGAUGCGAAGACCUUUAACAACGAUGAGAAGAAGUUCCAGCAGCACAUUCAGGUCCAGCAGAAGAAAGAACUCAGCAGCUUCCUGGAGUCUCAGAAACGAGAGUACAAACUACGCAAGGAGAGGCUCAAAGAGGAGUUGAGUGAGAACCAGUCGACGCCUAAGAAGGAGAAGCAGGAGUGGCUGUCCAAGCAGAAGGAGAACUUCCAGCACUUCCAGGCUGAGGAGGAAGCCAACCUGUUGAGGAGACAGAGGCAGUACCUGGAGCUGGAGUGUCGACGUUUCAAACGCAGGAUACUCAUCGCCAGGCACAACGUGGAGCAGGAUCUGACACGAGAGGAGUUGAAUAAGCGUCAGACCCAGAAGGACUUGGAGCAUGCCAUGCUGCUCAGACAUCACGAGUCGAUGCAGGAGCUGGAGUUCAGACAUCUGGGAACCAUCCAGAAGAUGAGGGCGGAGCUUAUCAGGACGCAGCACCAGACGGAACUGACCAAUCAGCUGGAGUACAACAAGAGGAGGGAGAGAGAACUGAGACGCAAACACGUCAUGGAGGUUCGACAGCAACCCAAGAGUUUAAAGUCCAAAGAGAUGCAGAUUAAGAAGCAGUUCCAGGAGGCGUGUCAGAUCCAGACACGGCAGUUCAAGGCCCUGAGGAACCACCUGUUGGAGAGCACUCCCAAGGCCGACCACAAGGCGGUGCUCAAGAGGCUGAAGGAGGAGCAGACCAGGAAACUGGCCAUUCUGGCCGAGCAGUACGACCACUCUAACAACCACAUGUUGUCCACACAGGCUCUGCGUUUGGACGAAGCCCAAGAGGGUGAGUGUCAGGUGCUGAGGCAGCAGCUGCAUCAGGAGUUGGAGCUGCUGAACGCCUACCAGAGUAAGAUCAAGAUGCAGACAGACGCCCAGCACGACAGAGAGAGGAAGGAUCUGGAGCAGAGGGUGUCGCUCCGCAGGGCUCUACUGGAACACAAGAUUGAGGAGGAGAUGCUGUCUCUGCAGAACGAGCGUGUGGAGCGUAUCAGGUCUCUGUUGGAGCGCCAGGCCAGGGAGAUGGAGGCCUUCGACUCAGAGUCCAUGAGACUAGGCUUCAGCAACAUGGUGCUGUCCAACGUGCAGGGCUCGGACACACACGGCAGCCCGGGGGGGUCUGGAGCGUCUCAACAAAGCCAUCACCAGGGGGGGUCCAGCACCCAGCAGCCGUGGGGUCACCCUGUGCUGGCUGGGGGACCCCCUCCCUGGAGCCUGCAUCAGCCCUCUGGAGGGGGGAGUCAGAGGGGGAGUGGGGUGGGAGUGGGGGGGGUCAGGAACAGCCCCCAGGUUAUGAGGAGGGCGUCGACGUCGGGAGGUGGGCGGAGCGAACAGGGCAUGAGCAGGAGCGCCAGCAUCACCUCCCAUAUCUCCAACGGCUCACACCUGUCAUACACCUAGACACACACACACAGACUGAAGUCACACACACUGAAGACACACACGCAGACUGAAGACACACACACUGGAGACACACACACACACUGAAGUCACACACUGAAGACACACACACACACGAUGAACACACUUGUCGUUAGCCUUGAAACACACACAGCUGGUGUACCAACCAUCUUAACACACACU
Molecule: messenger RNA, 3837 nt
Organism: Oncorhynchus mykiss (rainbow trout)
Lineage: Eukaryota; Metazoa; Chordata; Actinopteri; Salmoniformes; Salmonidae
Source: RefSeq, a predicted model, not a curated record